Molecule: messenger RNA, 1140 nt
Organism: Betta splendens (Siamese fighting fish)
Lineage: Eukaryota; Metazoa; Chordata; Actinopteri; Anabantiformes; Osphronemidae
Exons: 7
Coding region: 105-701 (198 amino acids)
Biological process (GO): protein secretion; vesicle-mediated transport
Cellular component (GO): Golgi membrane
Source: RefSeq, a predicted model, not a curated record
UUUAGUUCAGGCAUUUUUAGAGCCACCUUCGGGGGGGUCCUUAACACACCGCUUUGUUUACUACCACGUCACCAGGAAGUACAUCCCGGAGCGUCCAAAUCAGAAUGUUGCGACAGGACUCCCAAGAGGCUCUACUUUUCGGCGACGAAGAAGAAAAUGCCAAACAAAGAAAGUCUCGAAUCAGACAUCCCGUGGCAUCAUUCUUCCAUCUCUUCUUUCGAACAAGUGCGAUCGUGGUCUACUUACUGAGUGACAUCAUCAGCUCCCGUUUCAUUGUUUGUAUGGUCACCAUCAUCCUUCUGCUGUCAUGUGACUUCUGGACAGUCAAGAAUGUAUCUGGUCGACUGUUAGUGGGCCUUCGCUGGUGGAACCAAGUGGAUGAGGAUGGAAAGAGCCACUGGGUGUUUGAAUCAAGGAAGACAAACAACCCAAGCACCACUUCCAGCGCUGAGUCUCAGAUUUUCUGGCUUGGACUUAUCCUAUGCCCAAUCUUCUGGGUCAUCUUUGUUUUCAGCACUAUUGUCUCAUUUAAGAUUACAUGGCUGGUCGUGGUAAUAAUGGGGCUGGUUUUACAAUGGGCCAAUUUGUACGGCUAUGUCAGAUGCAAAGUGGGUGGAAAGUCCAGUUUGAGACACAUGGCAAAGAGCUACAUUGGUGUUCACAUUUUAAAACAGGCCCUGAAGACAACAGAGGGAUCUUGAAAUUGAAGACAAUGAGGAUCUAUUUGAUUGAGAUAUUCUGUUCCUGUUAUACGGUGGCUGGUGUUCACUGGUGGUGGGUUGUGGUUGAGUCCACUGGAUUUAUAAACUCAAGAUAACAGUCUUCUAUCUUUAUGGAAUUUUUUUGUUUCAGGGGGUUAAACUUCAUUUACUUGCUUUAAUAGAGCCCAGUCAGACGCAGCAGUUUUACUGCUUCAAGGUAAUUGCGAAAUGAAAGUUUAUUUGAUACUUGUAAGGUGAAAAAAAAAUAUUUUUAAUACAGCAUCUAAUUAAAUAUUCAGCUGUGAAAAUGGAAUUUAGGGAAAACAAUUUGUUUUCAUGAAGUUUGAAAUAUUUUGUAAUGUGGGCUACUUAAGUGUGAUUUUAUACUAAAAUCAGCCUUUUACUAAAAGUAGGACAAUAAAGUAUUGUUCACUGCAAA